AUCCUUUUCAGCCAGGUAUUUGUUGUUACUUACCAAGCGUUUGUGUGUCCCUGUGUUGAGGAGUUGGACUGUGAACUUCCCCUGUUGGAUCCUUACUUCAUCCAGAGCCCCGAGGUGUCAGGAGCCGUGGGGUCUGGUCUCAGGGUGACCUGGCUGGGCCACGCUUCAGUCCUGGUAGAGAUGGACGGCCUGGUCAUCCUCACUGACCCCAUCUUCAGCCAGAGGGCAUCUCCCUUCCAGUUCAUGGGGCCCAAGAGGUUCAGGGGCCCGCCGUGUACAGUAGAUCAACUACCCAAGGUGGAUGCUGUGCUCAUCAGCCACACACACUACGACCACCUGGACGUAGGUUCAGUUAGCAGCCUCAAUAAGCGCUUCGGCGCCGAGCUGCGUUGGUUUGUCCCUCUGGGACUCCAGGGCUGGAUGCAGAGCUGUGGCUGUAAGAACGUGAUAGAGUUGGACUGGUGGGAGGAGAGCUGUGUCCCUGUCCCCAGCCCUGUCGCUGUCCCCAGCCCUGUCGCUGUCCCCAGCCCUGUCGCUGUCCCCAGCCCUGUCCCCAGCCCUGUCGCUGUCCCCAGCCCUGUCCCUGUCCCCAGUGGUGUCAGCCAGGAUACAGUGAUGUUCGUAUUCACCCCAGCCCAGCACUGGUGCAAGCGCACCCCAACAGACGAUAACAGGGUGCUGUGGGGUAGCUGGUCUGUCCUGGGGCCCUGCAACCGCUUCUUAUUUGCUGGAGACACCGGCUACUGCUCGUCCUUCCAGGAGAUAGGGAGGAGAUUUGGUCCAUUCGACCUGGCUGCCAUACCCAUCGGUGCGUACCUGCCCAGAGAUGUAAUGAAGUCACUGCAUGUGGACCCAGAGGAGGCUGUGGAGAUUCAUAAGGACGUUAAGGCCAAACACUCCCUGGCUAUUCACUGGGGGACCUUCGCAUUAGCUCAUGAGUAUUACUUAGAGCCUCCAGUGAGACUCAGGGAGACCAUGGAGAAGAAUGGAUUGAAUGUGGAGCACUUCUUUGUCCUGAACCAUGGAGAAUCCAGAGUGUUGGGGGGAGAAAGAGAAGGAGGGGCAUUUGAAUGACCAGUGUGGGCUACAUUGCCAGAAGCUGCAAUAUGAAAGAGUUUGGAUUUCUGACAAAGAAAUCUAAGCUUUGCAUUAUAGCAUUUGCCUGGUAAAAGGGCACUGAUGUACAUAUUUGCAACUUUAAAAAAUAAAUCUGUUUUUAAUGCCAAGUGAUAUUGAUUGCACUAUUAAAUUCAUUUUACCAA
Molecule: messenger RNA, 1262 nt
Organism: Salmo salar (Atlantic salmon)
Lineage: Eukaryota; Metazoa; Chordata; Actinopteri; Salmoniformes; Salmonidae
Source: RefSeq, a predicted model, not a curated record